UGUUGGGUCACCGUCAAAGACCCGGAAGUGGCAGUCAUUUAAAAAGAAUUUCGUCACAAGAAACGCUGAAACCUGAAACUGGUGGUUUGUGAAGAACCGGUAAACACUCUACUACCUUCGUUAGAACCAGGUCGAACUCCCAACUGCUACAAGAAUGACGGCCAAUCCGUACUACCCUGUGACGACAGUGUCCGACUCGUCUCAUUUAGCCGAUGAUGAAUGGGGCCUCACCAUGCCCAGUGUGCAGUAUGCCAAACACUCACGGACCAAGAGGUUCAAGUCAGCCUGUGAGGGAGUGAAAAACCUGCCGCGGUGUGCAGUGAUCAUCUUUGUCACUGUGUGUGUGUUCAUCCUUAUCUGUAUCAUCAUUGCGGUUGCCGCUAGCAACAGGGGGGAGAAACACCCCACAGGAAAUGAACCUAUGAGAGUACAGCAAACACUUGGUUUGAAUUUCUACCCAGUGCCAGCGGAUAUUUCCACCGUGAUUCGGUUCAAGAAGCACUCAUUUAAGAAAGAUGAGCCGAUUAAAAAGACAAUGGAUGAAGUUCUGGAACGUAAGUAUGGCAAGUUGUACGUGUGGGGCUGAAAGUUGAUUGAACUUUCCCUUUUUUUUCUUCACAUUUCACCUUUUCCUUCCAAGGACAGUCUUAUAGCAUGGGUCUCAAUAGUCCGCUAUUUAGCGGAUUUCUGCUACUGCCAUUUCCUCCGCUUAACUCCGCUGCCGCGACAGCGGGUCAAUUAGAAGGUUGCUGGGAGCAGAGUGACUACCAGGCCUCGAUAACGUCUUUAAGUUCAUUUUUGCUGGUCACGAUUGUGAUAUUAAUUCGGCUUUUCCCGAUGUGAGAGUACGUUUCACGCGAACAGGCGGCUAUGGCGGGAAGCGGAAUUGUAUGUGACUCCGAGCCUCGACCGGAAAAUCAAGAUCUCAGAAAUUUGUCUGUA
Aplysia californica (California sea hare) is the source of this 942-nucleotide messenger RNA. RefSeq lists its product as uncharacterized. Lineage: Eukaryota; Metazoa; Mollusca; Gastropoda; Aplysiida; Aplysiidae. The record is from RefSeq and is a predicted model, not a curated record. Bases 155 to 586 code for a protein of 143 amino acids. The transcript has 4 exons.